AGUUAAUUGGCGCGCAAACAAAAUAUCGAUUCAGAGGGCGUUACUGUGCCGAUUUUUCAACAUUCGAGGUUGUCACGUUCAUUUGUGUUGUAUCAUUUAUUCUACAAACGUUUAACAUCAACACAUUAUCCGUCAUCCGUCAGAAAGGAAAGCAAAUUCAAUUGUUUUUGUACGACUCAAUACUUCGACAGAAAAAUUGCUCAGAGACUUCAGAAUAGCGUCCAAUUUGUCCAGAACAGCGUCCAAUUUGAUCAGUAAUCCAGUGCAAUCUGAAUCAGCACAAACAACAAUGGCAACAAUCCCAGCAUCUGAUCUAAAUGCCAUGAUAGCAAAGGAACGAGCAGAGGAACAUAAUGGUCCAUUGCAAUUGGUACACGUUAUCAACGAAUGCUUGGAGAUCAUUUUCCAGUACUUAAAUUUGGUUGAUAUGUACAACAUGGCUGAAUCAGAUGAACGUUUCAUCCCUGCACUUCAAUCGGCAUUUUCGCAGCGUUUCGAAAACAAGCGAAUUGUUUGGAAAUUUUUGCCGGCUAAAAAUCGGAAGAAUUUUAUUGAAAUUCCAAAAAAACUGUCGGCUGCCACAUUCUUCAAACACUUUGGAUCAAAAAUUUUGAAACUCGGCAUCGUGGGCAUGAAUGGUAGAGACGCAGAGAAUGGCGAGGAAUCAAUGUUGAGACAUUGUGCAAAUUCGAUUAUUGAUUUGGAACUACAAAAGUGUGGUUUGGGUCGUCAUGCUAUCGACCAACCAUUCGUGAAAGUUAAACAGCUUCUGAUUGAGGAAUGUUGUUUGGGUCCAAAUUUUUCACAAUGGUUCCCAAAUGUGGCUAAUCUCACGUUGAACCACACACAUUUUGUGCAAUACAACUCUUUUGAGGUGCAUUUUCCGGAAUUGACUGCGUUGAAAAUUGAUGAAUUGGAGGCAACAAUGAUGCCAUCAUCAACCAUUUCAAAAAUGCUGCAACGCAACCCACAACUGAUGCACUUGAAAUUGUAUUGCGAUUACAAUGCGGAUGUGAUCAAGUCUGCGAGUGAAUGUUUGUCAGAUCUGGAAGUACUGAAGCUUGACCUAUCUGAAGAUCAAUUCGAACACAGCUUUGACGAUCAAAAUUUUCUGUUUGUAAAUGUCAAGCAGUUGACGCUAUCGUACGGCGAUAACUUUAUUACGAACAUUCCAUUGACUUUCCGAAAACUUGAAAAAUUGCGUCUUUACAAAUGGGAUGGUGUCAAUGAUCGAGUUUUAAAUUUUAUCAACGAAAACCAGUCGAUCAAAGAAUUGCAGUUUGCAGAUACCGAUGAAAUAUACAACGAUUUGGUAAUGGUUAUCCAAUCUCUGCCAAAUCUUAUGGCAUUGACCAUUGAUGCAUCCACAUUCACAUCGGAUGAAUUGGUACAGUUACUGUUUGAUUGUGCCAAGUGGAAAAUUACGCAAUUGCGGAUCCGAUUUGGAGAGCAUUCACAAAGCCAAGAGUUUCGAUCGAAAGCCGCCAGAAAGAACAACAUAAAAUGGACUGUCAAAGCUGUUCGUUACAGUUAUUAUCCAGUUUUUGGACUACACUUUAACAAGGUCUGA
Molecule: messenger RNA, 1570 nt
Organism: Contarinia nasturtii (swede midge)
Lineage: Eukaryota; Metazoa; Arthropoda; Insecta; Diptera; Cecidomyiidae
Exons: 2
Coding region: 290-1570 (426 amino acids)
Source: RefSeq, a predicted model, not a curated record